This is a messenger RNA of Oncorhynchus keta (chum salmon), 7648 nucleotides long. RefSeq names its product signal transducer and activator of transcription 5B-like. Bases 376 to 2730 code for a protein of 784 amino acids. The record is from RefSeq and is a predicted model, not a curated record. Gene Ontology annotation, molecular function: RNA polymerase II cis-regulatory region sequence-specific DNA binding; DNA-binding transcription factor activity, RNA polymerase II-specific. Gene Ontology annotation, biological process: regulation of transcription by RNA polymerase II; cell surface receptor signaling pathway via JAK-STAT; defense response. Lineage: Eukaryota; Metazoa; Chordata; Actinopteri; Salmoniformes; Salmonidae. The transcript is spliced from 20 exons.
CCUUGGGAAGCCCCUACCCCCCAUUGAAGUUGACAUUUAAAAUAGUUAAGGUAAGGGCAAGGGUUAGGUAAGGUUUAUGGUUAAUGUUAAGGUUUACGAUAUGGACGUCCCAAGGAUCCUUUAUUGCACUGACCGAUCCUAGAGUGGAGUGCAAGCGAAAGACGAGAGAGAGAAUGAAAAAAACUGCGUAGCGAACAGUUAGAAAGAGACGGGAGAGGUUCAUUUUCUGGGUCGUGCGUACGUUGCGGAGCUUUCCCUUACUUUUAUGCAAAAAGACAACUCAAUUGAUCGUCCUGACAAGGUUUGGGGUGCUCCUCUUCAUAAUAUCCUGCUAUUACAUGGUAGCAAAGACCUGAAGACAAGAGGGUGUGUAAGAUGGCAGUGUGGAUCCAGGCCCAGCAGCUCCAGGGGGAUGCGCUGCACCAGAUGCAGUCUCUCUAUGGACAGCACUUCCCCAUUGAGGUGCGCCAUUACCUGUCCCAGUGGCUCGAGGGCCAACUCUGGGAUGUGAUCGAUCUGGAGAACCCUCAGGAGGAGUUUAAGGCCAAGCGUCUGCUGGACAGCCUGAUCCAGGAGCUGCAGAACAAGGCUGAGCAUCAGGUGGGAGAGGACGGCUUCCUGCUCAAGAUCAAACUGGGACACUACGCCAGCCAGCUCAAGAGCACGUAUGACCGCUGCCCUCUGGAGCUGGUGAGAUGCAUCAAACACAUCCUGUACACGGAGCAGAGGCUAGUCCGAGAGGCCUCUAAUUCGAGCUCCCCAGUGGGAGGGAUGAUGGACAGCAUGUCCCAGAAGUACCAGCAGAUCAACCAGGUAUUCGAGGAGCUGCGCUUGCUGACCCAGGACACAGAGAACGACCUGAGAAAGCUCCAGCACAACCAGGAGUACUUCAUCAUCCAGUACCAGGAGAGCCUCCGCAUCCAGGCCCAGUUGACCAGCCUGGCCACACUGCCCCCUGCUGACAGACAGCUGAGGGAGCCCACAUUACUGAGCAAGAGAGCCACCGUGGAGGCCUGGCUCACCCGGGAGGCCAACACACUACAGAAAUACAGACUGGACCUGGCAGAGAAGCACCAGAAGAGCCUGCAGCUACUGAGGAAGCAGCAGACCAUUAUCCUGGAUGACGAGCUGAUCCACUGGAAGAGACGGCAACAGCUGGCCGGCAACGGGGGUCCUCCAGAGGGGGGGCUGGACAUCCUGCAGUCCUGGUGUGAGAAGUUGGCAGAGACGAUCUGGCAGAACAGGCAGCAGAUCAGGAGAGCAGAACACCUGAGACAACAGCUUCCCAUCCCCGGCCCCAUCGAGGAACUACUGAACGACCUCAACAGCACCAUCACAGACAUCAUCUCAGCACUGGUCACCAGCACCUUUAUCAUAGAGAAGCAGCCUCCCCAGGUGCUGAAAACCCAGACCAAGUUUGUCGCCACAGUGCGUCUCCUAGUGGGCGGAAAGCUCAAUGUGCACAUGAACCCCCCGCAGGUCAAGGCCACCAUCAUCAGUGAACAGCAGGCGAAGGCCUUGCUCAAGAACGAGAACACCAGGAAUGACAGCAGUGGAGAGAUCCUUAACAACAACUGUGUGAUGGAGUACCACCAGGCCACAGGAACACUCAGCGCCAACUUCAGGAACAUGUCUUUGAAGAGGAUCAAGCGCUCGGACCGGCGAGGGGCGGAGUCUGUGACAGAGGAGAAGUUUACCAUUCUGUUUGAGUCUCAGUUCAGCGUCGGGGGUAAUGAGCUGGUCUUUCAGGUUAAGACGUUAUCACUUCCCGUGGUGGUGAUCGUCCACGGUAGCCAAGACAAUAACGCCACGGCAACAGUGCUGUGGGACAACGCUUUUGCCGAACCCGGUCGGGUGCCCUUCAUAGUGCCUGACAAGGUGCUGUGGCCCCAGCUGUGUGAGGCCCUCAACAUGAAGUACAAGGCGGAGGUGCAGAGUAACCGUGGCCUCUCAGAGGAGAACCUGGUCUUCCUGGCCCAGAAAGCCUUCAGUAGCUCCAGCAUCAACCCUGACGACUACCGCGGCAUGACCAUGACCUGGUCCCAGUUCAACAGGGAGAGUCUGCCUGGCAGGAAUUUCACAUUCUGGCAGUGGUUUGAUGGGGUCAUGGAACUCACAAAAAAACAUCUCAAACCACACUGGAAUGAUGGGGCGAUCCUGGGAUUUGUGAACAAGCAGCAGGCCCAGGACAUGUUGAUGUCCAAACCCAACGGGACCUUCCUGCUCCGCUUCAGCGACUCUGAGAUCGGAGGGAUCACUAUCGCCUGGGUGGCUGAGAAUCCCAACAAACCAGGGGAGAGGAUGGUGUGGAACCUCAUGCCCUACACAGCCAAAGACUUCUCCAUCCGCUCUCUGGCUGACCGCAUCAGUGACCUCAACCACCUCCUGUUCCUCUACCCAGACAGACCCAAGGAUGAGGUCUUCUCCAAAUACUACACGCCACCCCUGUCCAAAGCAGUGGAUGGAUACGUGAAACCGCAGAUCAAACAAGUGGUACCAGAGUUCACCACAACCAAUCCUGACCCAGCAGCAAACCCCACCUACAUGGAUCACGGAGCCUCCCCUGUUGUCAGUCACCCUCCAAACUAUGGCAUAUACCCGCCUAUGAGUGACUCCAUGUUAGAUGCUGACGGUGACUUUGACCUGGAUGACACCAUGGACGUGGCGCGACACGUCGAGGAGCUGCUGCGGCGACCGAUGGAGAGCCAAUGGAGCGGCCAGCAGUCGUGACCCUCAAUCUCUGACCCCUGACACCAACAAAAGAACCCCGCACCUUUUGACAUUUCUGAUGGUUUAAUUCCAUUCCUUUCCUCCUGUUUUAUUUCAGAUAGCUAUAAUGUGAAAUGUUAAUAAUGUUUGUGUUUUUUCUUUUUUUCUUCUCAGCAAGCGAACUGCAUGUCAGUGACCUUUUUUCAGUUUGUCUCCGUGCGUAUCUGUAAAACAGACUAGGUAUAAAUGCAAAAAAACACGAUGUUACAGUAUUGUAGAAAAAAAUAAUCAUUCAAUACACGUAUGUAUUUUCAUUUGGUCAAAAUUCUAACACAGAUUUUUGAAGAGCACUCUCCACAACCGGUAUGAAGUCAUUUAAGCAGUUUGUUUAAAUGUUUUUGUUUUUGUUUAGUUAUUUUAUUGUUGUAAAUGGUUUUAUCAACAGAGUUUUUUAAUUCAAUCCGCCCUCUGCCAAAAAAGAGAAAAACUUAAAUGAAGAAUUUGUUGUUGUUAUUGACAACGUCAUCGGAUUUGUUGCUACGGGAAGUUUCAAUUAGUAGUAUAAUAAUUCUGAAUCUUUACACACUAAACUCCAAGCAGAAUGGCUCUCAUUUCAUUCUCAGAGCACACUGAGUAUCUAUGUCACACACACACACACGCACACAAGGAUGCAUCACACACACGCACACACUGUUGCAUAACAUACAUCAGCUCCAGCUGAAACUUGGGGACUUUGGGCCCCCUCUACACUCACAGGGAUAUUUCAGUUUCCUUUAUUUGCACACAGAUGUAAUGUAAAUACAAGCAUGUAUCCAGCAUGGCCACUCAGGUCUCUGGACAGCCCAUAGAGAUAGAUAGAGGACUCAUCAUUUAUAUAACCUGUUUCUAACAUGGCCAUUGCCAUUGAGGUCUUCCACCAUUUUAAAGUUGUAAACUGUGGGGGGUUCCUAUGGUUUGGGAGCAAUCAGCCAAUGAAGAAGAAUAACAUGUACUACUUUAGUACCUCAACGGUCCUGCCUAUACUGUCACACAGACGCUUUAAUGGCACAGAUACAGAGAUGAGUCCUCUAUCUAUCUCACCUCCAUACCCCUGUAGAUGAUGUAUGUGCCAUCAACCUUACCUCUAUCCCUACUAUCCCUUUAAAGCAACCCGCUACACUUUCCUCUGACUCUAAUCUGUUUGUCCUACCCCUGUCCUCUCUGUCUGUCUGUCUGUCUGUCAGUCUGUCUGUCUGUCUGUCUGUCUGUCUGGCUGGCUGGCUGGCUGUCUGUCUGUCCGGUGUUUUAAACAACUCAUUUGGUCAUGUCUUGUUAUUAGUUGUGACGUCUAGUGUUGACAAUCUACACUGCUCAAAAAAAUAAAGGGAACACUUAAACAACACAAUGUAACUCCAAGUCAAUCACACUUCUGUGAAAUCAAACUGUCCGCUUAGGAAGCAACACUGAUUGACAAUACAUUUCACAUGCUGUUGUGCAAAUGGAAUAGACAACAGGUGGAAAUUAUAGGCAAUUAGCAAGACACCCCCAAUAAAAGAGUGGUUCUGCAGGUGAUAACCACAGACCACUUCUCAGUUCCUAUGCUUCCUGGCUGAUGUUUUGGUCACUUUUGAAUGCUGGCGGUGCUUUCACUCUAGUGGUAGCAUGAGACGAAGUCUACAACCCACACAAGUGGCUUAGGUAGUGCUGUGGCAAGAAUGUUUGCUGUGUCUGCCAGCGUAGUGUCCAGAGCAUGGAGACGCUACCAGGAGACAGGCCAGUACAUCAGGAAACGUGGAGGAGGCCGUAGGAGGGCAACAACCCAGCAGCAGGACCACUACCUCCGCCUUUGUGCAAGGAGGAGCAGGAGGAGCACUGCCAGAGCCCUGCAAAAUGAUCUCCAGCAGGCCACAAAUGUGCAUGUGUCUGCUCAAACGGUCAGAAACAGACUCCAUGUGGGUGGUAUGAGGGCCCGAUGCCCACAGGUGGGGGUUGUGCUUACAGCCCAACACCGUGCAGGACGUUUGGCAUUUGCCAGAGAACACCAAGAUUGGCAAAUUCGCCACUGGUGCCCUGUGCUCUUCACAGAUGAAAGCAGGUUCACACUGAGCACAUGUGACAGUCUGGAGACGCCAUGGAGAACAUUCUGCUGCCUGCAACAUCCUCCAGCAUGAACGGUUUGGCGGUGGGUCAGUCAUGGUGUGGGGUGGCAUUUCUUUGGGGGGUCGCACAGCCCUCCAUGUGCUCGCCAGAGGUAGCCUGACUGCCAUUCGGUACCGAGAUGAAAUCCUCAGACCCCUUGUGAGACCAUAUGCUGGUGCGGUUGGCCCUGGGUUCCUCCUAAUGCAAGACAAUGCUAGACCUCAUGUGGCUGGAGUGUGUCAGCAAUUCCUGCAAGAGGAAGGCAUUGAUGCUAUGGACUGGCCCGCCCGUUCCCCAGACCUGAAUCCAAUUUAGCACAUCUGGGACAUCAUGUCUCGCUCCAUCCACCAACGCCACGUUGCACCACAGACUGUCCAGGAGUUGGAGGAUGCUUUAGUCCAGGUCUGGGAGGAGAUCCCUCAGGAGACCAUCCGCCAUCUCAUCAGGAGCAUGCCCAGGCAUUGUAGGGAGGUCAUACAGUCACGUGGAGGCCACACACACACUACUGAGCCUCAUUUUGACUUGUUUUAAGGACAUUACAUCAAAGUUGGAUCAGCCUGUAGUGUGGUUUUCCACUUUAAUUUUGAGUGAGACUCCAAAUCCAGACCUCCAUGGGUUGAUACAUUUGAUUUCCAUUGAUCAUUUUUGUGUGAUUUUGUUGUCAGCACAUUCAACUAUGUAAAGAAAAAAGUAUUUAAUAAGAAUAUUUCAUUAAUUCAGAUCUAGGAUGUGUUAUUUUAGUGUUCCCUUUAUUUUUUUGAGCAGUGUAUUUGGGGAGCUGUUUGGAUGUGUGUAGGGGAACUGAGGUCACUGGGGUGUGUGUGGAGGUUGGGGUUUAGUUGGGAGAUCUGAAGGAAAGUUCAUUGCUAGGACUGAUGGUAGAAGAGUCUCUAUACUGGGUCCUUAUUGGCUUAGUAUAGUGCAUCUGCUGAAGUACACUAACUACUCAAUCCAUAGACCUGAGAUGACUAGUGGAGAUCUAAUUCAACUAAUUUUACCAUGGGGCAGAGAUGCAUGUUUUGAACAUUUAAUGCUAAUGCCCUGCAAUGCUACCAGUUUUGCCAUGGGGUAGAGAUACAUUUUUGCAGUUCUAAAGCAAAUUUCCUGUAAUUCCACACAUUUUGCCAUUACUUAUGUCAUGUUAAUGAUAUCUGAGUGAGUGUGACUAGCUCGACUAACUAUCUGUUAGCGGACAUGGCUAAUGAAGUGACUGUCAGUGACAAAACAGGAGAAAAACUGCUGAUGCACAACCACAUUUCGAACCUUCACCUUCUAACUUUCAACAGUAAAUUUAGACCCCAACUGAGUUUUUUUUUUUUUUAAACGGCCCGGGCCCUAAGCGACCGCUUAUAUCGCUAAUGUCUGGAGCCAGCCGUGAUGGUACUCCUGUCUGUCUGCCUCAGUCUGUUUUCUCUCUCUGUCUAUCUCUGUCAGUAAGCCUGUCUCCUGUUUGCUGUUAUUACUGGUCACUGUUACUAAGUCUGCAUGUGCAUGUCUGUCUCUGUGUGAUAUAACAUAAAACAUCAACUGACAACCUAAGGAACAGAUAUAUAGCUAUGUGUGCAGACAAUAUGAGGCGCUUGAACACUUGACUCAUCAGUCCUGAGCAUGAAGGCCAUUGCUACCUUAAAAUGUGGGAUAUUUUGGCACUGGCUCACUCCCUGUCUUUCAGCCAAGAUGUUGUAGUGGGCUGUCUCCAUAUACUCCCAGCAGGAUUAGUCUAGUACACUUUUACACAUAGUACACUUUAGCUACCGCAGUUUAAUAAAGCAUUUAACGAUAGAUCCACCUGUUGCCGUGGCUUCGCUGUUCACCCCCACACUCCCCCCACAUACACACACACAAACUUCUGAACCAUUGGGCAAUAUCAUGAUGACAACAACACCACACAACCCCCACAGUCAUAUUACACACACACACACACACACACACAACCCAUCCCCUCUACUCAUAAGCUCUGCCCUCUCAGGAAUGAAGCCCUAUGCUUGGUUGAUGUAUCAUAAAAAUGAAAAAAAGACAAAUAGAUUCUCUGUCUAUUAGUGGAGGCUGGUGGAGCUAUAGGAGGAUGGGCUCAUUGUAAUGGCUGAAACGGAAUCAAUGGAACUGUAUCAAAACACAUAGAACAUAUGGAAACCACAUGUUUGACACCGUUCCAUUCCAGCCAUUACAAUAAGCCCAUCCUCCUAUAGCUCCUCCCACCCGCCUCAUCUGCUACCUAUAUAACGCAUAUAUGAAUUUAUUUUCUGUACCAUAAUUCUAUUUUAUUACAGUAUACUGUACGUCUGUGGCAUGCCCCUCUGAAUGUAAUCCCCUUGCAUGACCUGAGGAGGGUGUACGUAUAACAUUCAUCAGAAGUUUCUGAAAAAAGCCAUAUUGCAAACGGGAUUCAGAAGAAUGUUGCUUUUGUGUUUGUCCAGCUGACAUUAUUUAGUCUUUUCGUUAUCUUUGUUUCUUUCAUUUUCCCGGGUCAAAGCAGCUAGUUUUUUUCUUUGUAGUUCUUGAUUUCACUGAUGUUUUUUGAAGAGUCAAAGCUACAUGGGAAUUCUUGUGACGUGUCCUUUUUGUUGUUGUUACAUUGUUCUGAUCAUUUCAAACUUGGAUCUUUGCUUCACCUUAGUUAAUCUAUGUACUCUGGAAGCUGUGUAUGAGUUCCGUGUUCUGUUCAGUGUUAGUUCCACGUUUGUGGUUGGGUUUUAGCACUUCGGUUGUGUUCCAAAAAAAAUGCAAUUGAAGAAAAAAGUUUUAUAAAUAAUUUCAACAGCAACAUGUAUAAUGAAAAAUAAGUUGUGACUGAAUAAAUGUAAUGGUUUAUUUGUUCACA